CGAACAUGAGGUGGGCGUGUCAUGAAACCUUUUCCAUCCAGCUUUUAAUUCCUUAAUCUUGGUAGGAUGCCUAUCCCGACUCGACCUUUCCGCUGCCUAUGGUGGAGAUCUAGGAAAGAAAAUAAACCUAAAUUUCAAAAAGAUUGGUUACAUUAUCUAAAGAGGCGUGUUGAGGUUGCCCAGUUUAUUUUCAGCCCUUUCUCACUUGCAUUUCUUCAUAAUUUCUCCAGUGAUUGGCAUGUUGAUGAAGAGUUAGUGGCUGCUGCUACAGCCUCUGUGCAAGCACAGGAAAGGUUCUCCUAUUUAUUGAGAUCUAGAGCAGCAAAGAAACCUGCAGCUCAAAAAAUUGCAGAUGAUAGUGUCACCAUAUUAGGCUCACUGCGUGAUUUGAAAAGCCGUGUUGAAGGUACUCAGUUUAUUUUUAGUCCUUUCUCACUUGAUCACAAUCAACUCUCUUUGCUCCACCACCUUGUUGUAUCUCAUACUCCUGAUAACUUUGAUGAUGGAACGAAAGCAAAAAUAGCCAAGGAAGUAACUGACAUAUUUGAUGGGCAAGUCAAGAGACUUGUGUAUGCUACAAUACUUACGUGUCCGUGGUUUUCGGGCUCUCAGUCGAAAAAGUCUGCACAGCCUGAGAAUAAUGUGCUGUAUGUUGUGUUUGUGUCACGAGAUGAGCAGUUUUUUACACUAGCUACUGAGCAUGAGAAGGAGUUAUACGAAACUAUCAAUGAAGGUUUUAUAUUUGCUUGUGAUGUCAGGCAUUUUUGUGCUCAGCUCCAAUGUGGUAAUGUCAGGGCAGUUGAAGCUUUAUGCUCGCCUCCUGACUCGAUCAUCUUCAGCUCACCUGAAUGGAUCAGCCUGGCAUCACUUCUUGAUCCAGUCUCGCUCUUGACACCUACAUUUGUUAAGCAUUGUGUAGGAAAGUCUAUUGGCACAUUGAUCAAGAAAAAACCAACCUCUGGUACACUGGAGGUUAGAAAUGAUGCUUUUGUUAGCAAUUUCUGUGAUUCUUUUAGGCUUCUUUCUUAUGCUGAGUCAGCAAUAAAGAGAGAGCCAAUAAGUAGUUGGUUUGAUGUGGGUGUGACUGCGGAAGAAAAAGAAAUACUUCAAUUGUUGACAAAAGCAUUUGAAGGUUUAGUACACAAGGAGCAAUUGCUUGAAUGGGUAUUGAAAGUGAAAGAAAGAGUAGAUAAAGGAAUAGAGAAAGUUCCUACUGCCCAGCUUAAAUGGACUGCAGAACUUGGAGAAUGGAUGACUAAAAUGAGAAUGGAAGGAGCCAAGUUUUUACUACCUCAAGAGUUGGAAUCAAAUUUAGAUCCUCAUCGUGAUUUUCUUGAUUCUCAAUCUUUAACAAGUGUCCACAGUCGUGAUGUGAUUGUGAUUGCUAAGACAGGGAGCCACAUGUAUAAUCUGGCUAUGCCUACUUCUGAUACUGAUUAUAUAGUAGUGUACAGGAAACCAACACAUGUGCAUGUAUUUAGAGUUGCUUCCUUCAGGCUUGCUUAGCGUUGAUUGAAGGAAAAAGGACAGUGUACAGUAAAUUACACAUGGGUGCAGUGUGGUUGACUGGUUGAAGAGGAGACUUUAGUGGAUCACUGAGUGUUUGCUCAAGCCAUGUUUCUUCUAUCUGAGCUACACAAAACCAUAGGCAAAUGUUUAGCAAAAAAUCUCUCUCCGAUGAUAUGACUCUGAAGCGGAGUGAAAUCAGUGGAUAUGAGUACUGAAGAGCGUCACAGAUUGGUAGCAUUAACUGAUUUGUAGACAAAGAAUAACUAUUUAUUUGUAUAAACAACAACAAACACACACUAUAGAUUUUUUCUUUAUUUCUUAUACGGGUAUAAAUUGCAACUUACGGCUAAAAUACACAGUGUUAUAGAGUAUAGUAUUCUUACCAGAAGAUGACGGGUCUUAUACUACACAGUAGCAACUAAUGAAUGAGCAAACUGGUUGAAAUAGAACUGAGACAUUGUGAGAACAAACCAACUCAAAGUAAAAUGAUUCUUCACAAACCA
Molecule: messenger RNA, 2012 nt
Organism: Amphimedon queenslandica
Lineage: Eukaryota; Metazoa; Porifera; Demospongiae; Haplosclerida; Niphatidae
Exons: 10
Coding region: 67-1506 (479 amino acids)
Source: RefSeq, a predicted model, not a curated record